AUGGACUAUCUAGUGACCGGCUCAUUGAAAGGCUUCGAUCAGUUACUUAAUCUCGUAUUAGACGAUACCGAAGAACAAUUACGAGAUCCAGAAGAGAAUAAACUCACGAAUGAAACACGUAAUCUCGGUCUUAUUGUAUGUCGUGGUCCCGCGGUGAUAUUAAUAUCACCAGUGGACGGGACUGAGGAAAUUCCGAAUCCUUUUGUGCAACAAUAG
This is a messenger RNA of Ambispora leptoticha, 216 nucleotides long. The record is from the annotation of a GenBank genome assembly. Lineage: Eukaryota; Fungi; Glomeromycota; Glomeromycetes; Archaeosporales; Ambisporaceae.